Molecule: messenger RNA, 3812 nt
Organism: Cydia fagiglandana
Lineage: Eukaryota; Metazoa; Arthropoda; Insecta; Lepidoptera; Tortricidae
Product: cytochrome b5-like
Exons: 4
Coding region: 183-578 (131 amino acids)
Cellular component (GO): intracellular membrane-bounded organelle; membrane
Molecular function (GO): heme binding
Source: RefSeq, a predicted model, not a curated record
UUGAAGUGUCAAACGAACGCAGGCUACAGUGCAAGCGUGGUGUGAAUAUUCCUGCAAUACUAAUUUAUUUACUUAAAAUUCUCGCCCGCAUCAUAUUUUUUAUUAACAAGUCGAUAUCGCGCGACCAUUGCAAAUCUAGUCACUUUAAAGUCUUUGGCUGAAUCAAAAGGGUCUUAACCACGAUGAGCAGCGAAGAUGUGAAACUAUUCACCAGGGAGGAGCUGAAAUCCCGUAACACUCGUGAAGAUGCAGUCAUGAUCAUUCAUAACGGUGUCUAUGAUGUCACGCAUUUCCUUGAUGAGCACCCGGGAGGAGAGGAGGUGCUGCUGGAGCAGGCGGGCAAGGACGCCACGGAGCCCUUCGAGGAUGUCAGCCACAGCUCGGAUGCCAGAGCCCUAAUGAAGAAAUACAAGAUCGGCGAGCUGGUAGAGGCGGACCGCACGCAGACUAAGGGCGCGUAUGCGCCGCAGUGGAGCAACGACCAACCGCAGGAGCAGGGCAAUGCGUGGACCUCAUGGCUGGCGCCGCUCCUGCUCGGCGUCGCGGCCACCAUCCUCUACCGCUACCUAUUCGCGUAACCUUCCAACCGAGAACGCCCAUAGGCGUCCGGGGACCUAAAUUAUCUGAGCUGACAUUAACGAAAUUGACAAUCAUUUUAUCGACAAUCGAAAUGCAAUAAAUAAUAUCUAAGGCCCACUUGCACCAUCCCACUAACCCGGGGUUAAGCGGUUUAACCGUUAACCCAGUGUCAAAUUGUACUGGUAACCAUGGCAAGUGGGCCUAAGUAAUGUAUCGGAAUGCGGGUCGAUUUUAAAUUUGUUUUCGUUUUUUCGUCCGAUUUUGAUUUAAUUUGGUGGGAGUUUUAUUAGUUCUCUAAUCCCUUUUAUGUACGCAAUUUCACCUUAUAUCCUAAAACAUCUUCCACUGGAAAAAUGACUGGCUCAAUUGACUGGGAUUUUUUUUGUCCCAAAUUGGGAUUUCGUAUUUACUGCGUUCAGAAUGAGGAGCUUUUAAAAGCAAUCAGAUUUUAUCCAAAAACAAAAAAAGCGAUUUAUAUAAAAUAUAGUAACUUGGCCACUGUGACGUCCACUUACAUUAUAACGUGCGCCGCCUCUUAUUUGAGUUGGAAGCGAUAAACCACUAAGGUCUAGGGCAUAAUAAUAUAUUUCAGCGACGUUAUAAGUAUUAUACGGGUCAUACCUAAUCAUGUCAACCAUGAAUUUGUGAAAUUGGCGAGUCACUAAUUAUAGAAAUCGGCAAAGUACGACACGCUUAUAUCAGCUCAGAUAAUUUUGUCAUAUAAAUAUAAGACAUAACGUAUUUAUUUACAAUACAAAGUAAAUGCAAUGCCAAUGGCUUUGCGUUGCAACUUCAACACAAAAGCAGAGAACGCACAAGUGCGUUUAUUAAGUUAAUUACCAGCCAAAUUGUAACUUAUCGCAUUUUACUUUGUAAGUUUGAGGGGAUGGGUUCGAUUUGGUUAUUUAUUAGGCAAGAAUGUUUUAUGGGUCUUUAUUUUUACUAAAGGGAAUCGGGCUAGGUGGUCAACGUUUAAAAAACCAUUUUGAAGUGUGUAAAUGAAUGAUGAUAGGCAUAUUAUGUAGGUACAGUCAGCAGCAGAAGUUGCUAAGCGGGCGAAGUGUUCAAAAUUACUUUCGACAGGCUCUUGUUCUCUUAAAAAUAAAGUCAAGAUCAUUUUUAACAUCUCGCCCGCUUAGCAACUUCUGCUGCUGACUGUAUUUAAUUAAAGGGUUAAAUAUAGUCAGCAGCAGCAGUCCGCCAAAGAUGUUAACUGAUGACGCGCGCGGCUAUAACCCAAUAUGAACCGACACUGCGUGGGUUAUUCCCACUAGUUACCACUAAGUUUUUACCAGUGGUAACUACUGGGAAUUUUUUUCCCACCUUUUACCACUGGUAACUACUGGGAAUAAAAAUUCCCAGUAGUUACCACCAACUCGGGUUAGUGGUAACUACUGGGAAUUUUUAUUCCCAGUAGUUACCACCAAAACUUUGUUAGUGUUAAAUACUAAUAGAAACAGUAGGUAUGAAUAGUAUAAAUAGAGUUAUUUCGAAUUACCUAAUAAAAUCACUUGAAAAAUCAUCUAAAUGGAUUAUUAAAAUUAUCCUUUAGUACAUAUAUCAUAGUUUUUGUACUAGUACCGGUUAAACUGUUUCAAUAUUUUUGGUCACUUUUAAGGGAGUUUACUAAAACACUAAUCGACUUAUAAUUAUAUAUUAAAUAACUCUAUUUAUUUAUACUACACUAUUUAUAGUGUUUUUAUUAGUAUUUAACUCUAACAAAAUUUUGGUGGUAACUACUGGGAAUAAAAAUUCCCAGUAGUUACCACUAAACCGAGUUGGUGGUAACUACUGGGAAUUUAUAUUCCCAGUAGUUACCAGUGGUAAAAGGUGGGAAAAAAAUUCCCAGUAGUUACCACUGGUAACAACUUGGUGGUAACUAGUGGGAAUAACCCACACUGCGUGUAUUCCGGCGAGGGUUAAAUAUUAAAAAGUAUCCUGAUUACCUUCAGCUCGGUCUCCUAUUGGUAGACUGUAAGGUUGAUCUGACAAUUGAAUGUAAAGGUGUGCCCGUUCUGCUUUAGGGCGUCUGCUAGCUCGCGCGGUUGCAUGGAGCAGGUUAAGAGCCAACAGAAGUGGUAAUUUCUCCAUACAAACGUACUCGACUGUUUCCUCCGUGGGUUUUGAUGCUAGAGCAAUGAUUUUUUUAACACAAAUUAAUAUUGUCAAUAUCUGUGUCGGACCGUUUUGCUUUUUUUGAUAUUUUUGUUUUUUAAGGCGCUAGAGCCCUUCAAAAAUGGCCUAAUUGACUAUGCCGCAAUGAGAGGCGCAGUAUUCAAAACUGAUAUCAAUUAGCGAAAAUAGCAAAACGGUCCGACACAGAUAAUUUCAUAAUCAUUUAGAUUUCCAAGUUUGGUUAGGAUUGGUUAAGUUUUGGAGGAGGAAACAGUCGAGUACGAAAGCUCGAUUUUUGAGAUUUUUACGCGGGAUUUUUCGCCUUGUCCUUAUCGCACUAGUUUUAGGAGCCGCUUCCGUUUCCGGCGGAUUUUCCCUACAAUGGCACCCGCGUGCGUGCGCCAGUCCAAGCGACGCGGACGCUCUUAGGCCCUUUUUGCGUCCAAAGGUUUUCAACUAUUCAUAUAAUUUCUUCUUGUGUUGGAAUUAAACUAAGUGCAUUUUUCAAACGUAAUUAGAGUCCGUCUAAGCUAACUUUGCAGCGACUUUGUUAGAACAGAGUGAGAGAGUGUCAUUAUAAAUGUCACAUUUUGAAAGAAAUUUUACAUCAAUGAUGACCUUACCACACUGUCUUUGCAAAUGCUAUGGAGAAAUUGGCUUGGUCUGACUCUAAUGAUUGAAUUUUUUUUUUUGGGCACUUUUGGAUGAGACUAGCCCAGGACCGGGAUAAGUGGCGUACACGAAGAGAGGCCUAUGCUUAGCAGUGGGCGACUGAAGGCUAGAAUGAUGAUUGUAUUUUUUAAUGAAAAAAAAAUGCUAUACAGGGCAGAUAUACGAAAGAAUAAAAAGCUUAUGCUAAAUUUAAGCUGCAUUAUUCAUAAUUUAACUAUAGUAAUAUCGUGUAAGGCAAAAUGUUGUAUUUUGACAUAAAUCUAAAUUUAUCGUUUUAUGUUUCGGUUUUCUUGUGACUUUAGAAGAUAAAAUAUAUGUAUAGAUAGGUGCAUAAAUAAUAAUAAUAACAUAAAUUGGUAUUAUUGUUAUAUGGAACAGGAAAAACAAAUGACAUCAUAAAUAUACAAUAAGAUAAUUUGAUCAUAAUAAAAGUAUUAUAAACCUGA